This is a messenger RNA of Schizosaccharomyces cryophilus OY26, 2527 nucleotides long. Its product is annotated as two-component GAP Byr4. The transcript has a single exon. The record is from RefSeq and is a predicted model, not a curated record. Gene Ontology annotation, biological process: mitotic spindle orientation checkpoint signaling; regulation of Ras protein signal transduction. The coding region runs from base 404 to 2365 and encodes 653 amino acids. Lineage: Eukaryota; Fungi; Ascomycota; Schizosaccharomycetes; Schizosaccharomycetales; Schizosaccharomycetaceae. Gene Ontology annotation, cellular component: mitotic spindle pole body; SIN/MEN two-component GAP complex. Gene Ontology annotation, molecular function: GTPase activator activity.
CUUUUCCACACCUUCUUAACACUUGAAGUAAGAGAAGCAGAAAAAAGAAAAAAAAAAGAAGAGACUACUUUCUGUUUAUUGUUAAAAAUUACAAUUUCUUUCUAGUUAUAAGGAAGACUUUUGGUAAGGAUUUGCUUGUUGUUUUUCACCUAGUGCUUUCCUCUCAUCUUUCCAAUUUGACGACUGCUUUCUCGUCGCUUUCUUUUAUUCGUUAGUUUAUUGAAUUCUCUACUUUUUCUAUUCUGCAAAUCUUUUCGUUUUGUCCUUAAAUCCUAUAGAUCUUCCUAGAGUUUGUUUACGAACAGUUGGCAUUCUAUGUUUCAUUAACCUUUCUCUGGCGAUUAAAUUCAAGCCACCUUUUAGAAACUAGUCUUCUCUCUAUCCUACUCAAAGACAAAUUUGAAUGACUGAAAUUGAGAGCUGGGACGAUGAUCCGGAUUUUGCAUCAGACGCUGACAACGUUAGCCUGUUUGCUCAGUCCAUAGCUACCACCACCACAAGCGCUGACACUACUCCUGAUGAUGACUUUUCCUUCGAAAACUCUCUCGGUAGGCUCAACUCUCUUUCCCUCAACCCUUCUUCCAAUUCUCCUUUACUUGACAAGUCGAUGAAUUCCAAUGUUUGUCAGCUUCACGGUGACUCGAACCAUAAAGGACGUGUCGACGAAUAUGAAGACGACUUUGAUUUUUCCGAAGGGGAAACUAACUCAGAGUUUCAGACUGUUCGACCAAGUCAUUUGUCUUCUGCAGACCAAAAUCAAACCAUCCGUGCUUCACAUCCAACUACCAUUCGACCUAGUAUACAUACCCUUGCACCCGAAAGUGACUAUGAACCGCACGCAGAUACUGCUGCCAGAUCUUUUAAUAGUUCUAAUUCCGCUUUGUAUGAUGAUUUUGAUGAUUUCUCGUCUUUUGAGAACGAUUUAGAAAUCGAUCCCGAUACCGAUCUUGCUGAGAUACUACAAAGGAAGAAUAGAAAUAUCGAUCCAAAAUCCUCCUUUUCCAGUGUCGAACAAUCAUCUCUUCGAACCCCCUCUUCUGCUAGAGAAGAAGAUGAUUUUUGGGACGAUUUUGAGCUUGAUCCGACAGAAGAACCAGAAACUAUUUUUCGUAAGAAAGCUCCCGAACUUAACACUGUUAAUCCAAAGCAUCCGUAUAUAUCCUCCACCAUUGCUUUCCAUCCAAAGGUUCCCCAGGAGACCAGAGCUUAUCCUUUAUGCAAGGAGAUUUUUCCUUCUCUUUCAAAUGAACAAGCGCCAUCUUCUAAUCCCCCAAGUCCCUCAAAACAACACCCAAAUUCCCCAUCGAAGUAUACUCAGAACGGCUUCCCUUAUUCUCAUGACACAAUUCGAGCUUCUCACAUCUCAUCUUCUUCAAAGAAAGAAAAUCCAUCAAAUUUUGCUACAUGGACACCUUCCAGUUUGAAACAGGAAGCUCAGAAUGCCCAUAACUUUUACUUAGACAUAGAUGAUUUAAAGUCGGCAGCAAAAACGAGUAAAUACAGAACUCGUCCUAGACAUGUGCGCAAGUAUGGUGACGGGACAGAAUUAGACGCAUUGGAGGACUUACCUGUGAAUUAUGACUACGAAAAUGGAUACCAAGGUAAACUUACUUCUUCUGUGCCGAAACACUCACAUAAUUCUUCUAUUCGCCCAAGCUCUACUCGUAGCAAGAGAAACGAUAACUUGUUAUCUAAUAUCACUAACAUUCAGAAAAAUGAUUCCUAUAACUAUAAGGGCAAUCGGAAAAAUGCGGUUACUCCCUCAAAAGAAACGACUUUGGAAGCUCUAUCUAAUGACCAACUAAACGCUAAAACUAUAAAAUCUUUCCACAAAAAGAGAGAGCCUACUUUAAUUAAAAACUUGAGCUCUCCGAAGACUCCUAAGUUGGUUGGUAAAAUGCGAUAUAACCCUGCAAAACAAUGUUGGGAAGGUAAUGAUCACGCUAUAAAAGAUUUUGAUGCUCCUAUAUCUCCUUCAAAGCCGGCACUUAUUUCAAACAUUUCAGCUAGGAAAGGCAUUCAAGUGGUGGGCGGCAUGGUUUUUGAUCCCACUAGAUUUCGAUGGAUUAAUAACGCUGAAGCUAUAGAUGAAGAACCAGACCCUUUUGCUGGGCUUGAUGACUUAGACAAUGAAGAUUCUGUUUCGCAAUCAGCGGACAACAGUAAUGACAGUAUUAACAAGUCUAUGAACUCUCUUUUUUCUGACGCCGGUGAAAUUUAUGAUGUCGGCCCAGAAUUUGAGAAGAAACAAUACACAGAAGAGAAGCUUUGGCGCAAAUGGGUAGAUGGCUGGUAUUUGUCCACGAAAAGGAACAACUUGAAGCGGCUUUGGGAACUGUACAAUAUAUUAAAUGCUGAGCAGUAAACUUAAUUUUUGGAAAUAUGCAUUAGUUGACAGCAUUUUUGUACCCAAGUUAUUUUUUUCAAUAUUGUAUAUAUAAUAUUAAUUCGGUUAAAUAUAUAAUUACUCUGGUAUCUGCUACUAAAUUGAACGUAAUUAUUAAGCUCUAAGGUUGUAAUACAAGAC